UCUCUCCUAGCAGCAGCAGAGUGAGUGCUGUAGCACGCAGUGGCAGACCUGUGGAUAGUCGGGACGCCGAGGGCACAAAAAGGAAGCGAGCCGUUUGACGGAUGCAGUUUUAAAUGCGUUCUCUCUCUCUCGCUCUCUCUCUCUCUCUCGUCAUCAGUUCAUAGCGUCUCUGCUUCCGAGCUAACCAUUCCCGGACCAGGGUUGGUGCUCCUUCUCGGGCUGACGCGCCUUGCUCGGUGAGGUCAACUAACGCAGCGGCUGGAGGCGAGCUCGUCGUUGUGUUGCCACGGCGGCGGCGCUUCGCUCUGUGAGGAGUUCUUGGCGCCCGCGCUGUGCUCCGGAUGAAGGAGAAGGCGGAGCCGGCGGCGGGCUCCGGCCUGCAGCCGCAGAGGACGGAGGAGAAGGGCCGCGGAACGGAGGCGGUGGUCGUGGUGGCCGUGCGCGCCGCGGCGAGGGAGAUCUCCAAGACGGCCGUCGCGUGGGCGCUCACGCACGUCGUGCAGCACGGCGACAACAUCCUGCUGCUCGUCGUCAUCCCGCCGCAGAGCUCAGGUAGGAAGUUCUGGGGCUUCCCGUUCUUUGCAGGGGAUUGCGCGAGUGGCCAUAAGGCAGUGUUGAAUCAGAAGUCGGAUGUCUCUGAGUUGUGCUCUCAAAUGAUGCUAAAACUUUGCGAUGUAUAUGAUCCAAGCAAGAUAAAUGUGAAGGUUAAGGUUCUAUCUGGAUCACCUUCAGGUUGCGUGGCCGCUGAAUCAAAGCGAGCACAGGCAAGCUGGGUUGUGCUAGACAAGGAGUUGAAGCAUGAGGAGAAACGUUGCAUGCAAGAACUGCAGUGCAAUAUUGUUGUUAUGAGGCGUUCUCGGCCCAAAGUUCUUCGGCUGAAUCUGGUGGGAUCACCGGAAAAGGAGCCCAAAUCAACUCUCCCGGUACCACCUGAGCCGAGUGCUCCAGUUGGUAAAACUUCAAGUAAUGUGAACGAACAGAGGAAUUUGAUUCGAGGACCGGCUAUGACACCAAAUAGCAGCCCGGAGUCAGAAACACCGUUUGACACUACUGAUGUUGGAACAUCCUCUGUCUCGAGCUCCGACCCUGCCACUUCAUUUUGCGCUUCAGACACGAAUAACUCUUUGAAGAACGAGGCCACCAAGGACAAUAUCCAGCAUUCAGAUGUCAAUAUUUCUGAUUCUGGGAGUGAAACUUCAACAACUCCAGCAGCCUCAUCACUUCAGCCAUGGAUGGCUCACAUUUUACAGGCACCUGCAUCCUCCAGAUUAGUAGGAAACCGCCCUAGAAGGACUCCUACUGCAGAUUCGUUGCUUGAGAAGAUUGCCAAACUUGAUCUCUUGACUGAAAUUAAUGCAAUCAGAAGCAGGUCUGACUUGAACUUCAGAGGAAAUGUGAGAGAUGUUGUCUCAUUGUCAAGGAGUGCGCCCCCAGGACCGCCACCUUUGUGUUCAAUAUGUCAGCAUAAGACGCCUGUAUUUGGAAAACCGCCACGGUGGUUCAGCUACGCAGAACUGGAACUUGCAACUGGUGGCUUCUCGCAAGCAAAUUUCUUGGCUGAAGGUGGGUUUGGGUCUGUUCACAGAGGUGUGCUACCUGAUGGCCAAGCAAUUGCUGUUAAGCAACACAAACUUGCUAGCUCCCAAGGUGAUGUGGAGUUUUGCUCAGAAGUGGAGGUUCUGAGUUGUGCACAGCACCGGAAUGUUGUAAUGCUGAUUGGUUUUUGUGUUGAAGACAAGAGGCGUUUGUUAGUUUACGAGUACAUCUGCAACAAAUCUCUGGAUUCACAUCUUUACGGUCGUAACAAAGAAACUUUGGAGUGGGCCGCCAGACAAAAGAUUGCAGUCGGAGCCGCUAGAGGGCUGCGAUACCUCCAUGAAGAAUGUAGGGUUGGUUGUAUAAUCCACCGUGAUAUGAGACCAAACAACAUCCUUGUCACACAUGAUUUUGAACCACUGGUCGGAGAUUUUGGCUUGGCUAGAUGGCAACCUGAUGGAGACAUGGGUGUUGAAACAAGAGUUAUUGGCACAUUUGGUUAUCUGGCACCUGAAUAUGCUCAGAGUGGGCAAAUAACUGAGAAGGCUGAUGUCUACUCAUUUGGGGUUGUAUUAGUCGAACUUGUCACUGGACGCAAGGCUGUUGAUAUUAACAGACCGAAGGGCCAGCAAUUCCUGACCGAAUGGGCUCGCCCUUUGUUGGAAGAGUAUGCAAUCGAUGAGCUUAUUGACCCAUGCCUAGGACGCCGCUUCUGCGAAAAUGAGGUCUACUGCAUGCUGCAUGCAGCAAACCUGUGCAUCAGGCGUGACCCUCAUUCAAGGCCGCGGAUGUCCCAUGUUCUCCGCAUACUAGAGGGCGACAUGGUUGUGGAUUCUGGCUGCAUUUCAGCUCCAAGCAGUGAUUCUGGGAGCAGGAGCUGGCGGCUGCUAAGUGAUCGGCAGCGUUAUGAAGAGCACAGUCGCCCAGUUCAACAUGAUUCACAGCGUUUGGACGAAGGAAAACACUCUUACAAGAUCAUGAGAACUGCCUGGGAUCAAGAACUGCAGAACUUGUCUCACAGAUACUAACAUCCUUGUGCAGAAUGCAGUGAAAUGUGAACUGUUUCUAGUCCUUUUGUGUAGUCCCUCAUUGUUCAAUCCUACCCUCUUCAUACUCUUCUUCCCUUUGGCUUUACAUUGACAAUGAUGCCGAUGUUUUUGGUGCUAUGUCGUGUGUGCAGUGGCAGAAAUGGUAGUUGCAGGCUUACAUUAUCCUGAGAUCUGGAUUGUUAAUUGUAGCAGCGGCAGCUCCUGAUUUCUGUAUGGAUUGAGGAGACGGUAUCGUCCCAAUCUUGUUUAUAGUGCUUGUUAAUUGGAAUCAAUCUGAUUG
Molecule: messenger RNA, 2865 nt
Organism: Phragmites australis (common reed)
Lineage: Eukaryota; Viridiplantae; Streptophyta; Magnoliopsida; Poales; Poaceae
Product: inactive protein kinase SELMODRAFT_444075-like
Exons: 10
Coding region: 342-2564 (740 amino acids)
Biological process (GO): protein phosphorylation
Molecular function (GO): protein kinase activity; ATP binding
Source: RefSeq, a predicted model, not a curated record